CAGAGGAGACGUUGGUUCUUGGGAGAUACUCGAGGAAAACAAGAAAAUAGCCGCCGCUGCUGCUGAAUGUUAACAUGCUGCGCUGCACGCCUUAAACAACACACACACACACACACACACACACGCACGCACGCACAUACACACACACACACACACACACACACACACACACUUGGUGUUGCUGCAGCUAUGCCAGGAAUACCUGCUGAAUCUCUGCUGCUGCAUGGGACGUGAUGGAUUCUACUGAUGGAAACUGACACCGUAGACAGCGACGGAGGAUAAUAAUGAUGGAAGGCAGAAUGAUUUGUCCCCAGCCGGAGCCACAGCAUUGCUCAACCGCCCCUCUGCUGCACAGCGUCGCUCCCUGAAGGAUACAUCGACCUUGACAUAUCACAGCGUGCAUGACAACCUGGCACGGACCAAACUGAAAGGUUGCCUCUCUUUGCCAAGAGCUGGAAGACAACAGGGCUAGAGCUUCGGGGACAAGGCGUCAGCAGAAAUCCACUCUGUCUUGCUGCAGUAACAAAUUAGCUUUUAUUUGUGAAGUUAACAGUGCUAACAGCUGACUCCAUAAGGGCCAAUUACUGGCUGAAGGGAAUACAGGGCCAAGAUGAAGGAGACAGCAGUUGUGGCUUGUUUGCUGGCUGAGCUAUCUCUGGCUGCUUUUGUUCUGGCCUCUGAGGGGGCCGCUCAUUGCCCUGCAUUGUGUCGAUGUGACAUACGACCCUGGUUCUCACCCAGCUCUAUUUACACCGAGGCUGCCACUGUGGACUGUAAUGACUUGGGCCUCUCGAUACUACCGGAGAGACUCCCCUCAGAAACACAGGUGCUGCUGCUGCAGACAAACAACAUCGUUAAUGUGGAGAAAACUUUGGAUUACUUGGCAAACAUCACUGAAAUUGACUUGUCUCAGAAUAACAUUUCCUCUGUGAGCGAUGUUUGUCUAGGGUCUCUCCCCCGGAUGCUGUCACUCCACAUGGAGGAGAACUGGAUUCAGGAGCUAUCUGACAGCUGCCUCACUUCAUUGCCUAAUCUCCAGGAGUUCUACAUUAACCACAACCUGAUUUUCACCAUUACCCCCAGAGCCUUCCAGGGCCUGAGCAGGCUGCUGAGGCUCCAUCUUAAUUCCAAUCGACUGACAAGCGUAAACAGCCAGUGGUUCCAGCAUUUACCCAACCUGGAGAUAUUGAUGCUGGGAGAAAACCCCAUCAUUGAGCUGUCAGACAUGAACUUUAAUCCCCUGGCGAACCUCCGAAGCCUUGUGCUUGCCAAGAUGAAUUUGACUGAAAUGCCGGACAACGUUCUGGUUGGCCUUGAGAAUUUGGAGAGCAUUUCAUUUUUUGACAACUUGCUCAACCGAGUGCCCAGAUCAGCGUUGACGAGAGUCAAGAAUCUGAAGUUUCUUGAUUUGAACAAGAACCCCAUUGAGAGGAUCCAGAGAGGUGACUUCAUGGACAUGAUGCAUCUCAGGGAGCUCGGCAUUAACAGCAUGCCUGAGCUUGUUUCCAUCGACAGUUUUGCCCUGAACAACCUGCCAGAGCUGACAAAAAUCGAGGCCACCAACAACCCCAGGCUGUCCUACAUCCAUCCCCGGGCCUUCCACAAGCUCCCCAGGCUGGAGACUCUGAUGCUGAACAGCAACGCUCUGAGUGCACUCCACCGCAGCACUGUGGAGUCCCUGCCCAACCUGCGAGAGGUCAGUCUGCACAGCAACCCCAUCCGCUGCGACUGCGUCAUCCGCUGGGUCAACAUGAACAAGACCACCAUUCGGUUCAUGGAGCCCGACUCCCUGUUCUGUGUGGAGCCUCCAGAGUACCAAGGCCAGCAUGUCCGACAGGUGCAUUUCAGGGAGAUGACAGAGAUCUGCCUUCCUCUGAUCUCACCUGGGAGCAUCCCGGAUCGGGUCGAAGUCAGCAAAGGGAGGUCUGUGUCGCUGCACUGCCGGGCGUUCGGAGAACCAGAGCCUGAGAUCAUCUGGGUGACGCCGUCGGGAGACAGGGUCCUACCUGGGAGUGUGUCUGAUAAGUACUACAUGCACCCUGAGGGAACCUUUGACCUCUACGAUGCCACGGAGCAGGAAUCAGGCUCGUACACCUGCAUCGCGCACAAUCUUGUUGGGGCAGACCUCAAGUCUGUGAUGGUUGCGGUGGAUGGAUACACUGCCCAGCAUUCAAGUCAACCUUUACAUAUAUAUAUCACAUCGGUCCAGUCUCAUUCUGUAAGGGUUUCCUGGGAGAGCACAGGGGGUUUGGUUUCACAACUAAAUUGGUCCAUUUUAGCCGACAGCAGCAGCCACUUGAUGCCAUUCACAGCCAGGCUUCCUGCUGAUGUCAAAGAGUACCACAUCAAACGGCUGAAGCCUUCCACUUGCUACCAGGUUUGUGUUGAGGUCACUGCAGCACAGUCUGGAUACAGCAGGGACUGUGUCAACGUGACCACAAAGGAGGCAGCGGCCCCGAGGGCGAAAACUGAGAACUGGGACAGUUUGGUGAUGGCUACUUGUGCUGUGUUUUUUAUCGUGGUUGCAGUCGCUUGCUCUGUCAUGUAUAUGUCUCUGUACAGCCAAAUGUUUUACAGAAAACUGAUAGCAGACCCAGCUGAAACUCUGUUGAUUCCCAGCACUCAUUCAUCCUCGUCUUCUUUCCUGGAAUUUGGUAUGUCUGGGAUCAAGGUGAGGGCCACUGUAAUAGACUUACCGGACGACUCCAUGUAAGAAAUGUCCUUGUCUGUAAAAGCACUUUGGGAUUAAGUGAAGAUGAAGAUUGAUGGACACUGGACAAUGUAAUUUACGUGCCCUCUUUUCAAGACUUUUGAUGGGACAUACUGCACUGGAACUCUGUGUGGCUUUAAAGGAAAAUUCAUAUACAUUUACAUAAAUCGCUACAAGCAGAGACUAUUUUGUAUUUCAAACUUGUGUCAUUAUAACAAGCUUAAUCAGGCAGAUAGCUUGACUAUAAUCUACAUGGCUACUGGUCAUUAAUGCAGUGCAACCAGAGAAAAGCACAGAGGAACUUUCUGUCUUAAAUACUUUGUUGAGACAGCUUUGAUGUCUGCAAAAAGCAUUUUCUUUGCUGUGUUACAUUAAACGGUGCCAAGCGAGGAUAGAAAAAAAAAUCUUGUUAGUCUAGUGUACAAUUAAACCGACUAUAAUGUAAACAAUUUUAUGAAAAAAUACAUUUUUCAUUAAACCUGUGUGGUGUCUUAUAACUACAAUCUUUUCUCGUUAAAUUUGGACACUUCCUACAACAAAACAUGCCUUUUAAAAUAUGUCUAUUGCCACACAAAAACAGUUUUCUUUGAAAUGCAAAUUACUAAUUUGUAUGGAUGAGGCUCAUAAAUCUUGUUGUGUCCCUGUCUGAAGGAUCCAGCAGCAGAAGUGUGAGGUCUGCUGAAGACAAACACAAUUACAGCAGCUGCCCUUCAAGGCAGGCGCUCUAAUACUGUUAGGGAAAUGCAAUGCAAUCUCAAACUGUUUGUUUUUGUGUGUGUGUGUAUAUGUACCUUAAUGGGUGUGUGUGUGUGUGUGUGUGUGUGUGUGUGUGUGUGUGUGUGUGUGUGUGUGUAUGUGUGUGUGUGAGAGAGAGUGUGUGUUUGUAAAGAGCGAGGACAUUGGCAAACCCAUUGACUUUGAAUUGCAUUAUAUUCUCUUUCAUUAAAAAUCCAAUAUGGAUUCCCAACACAAACCUCAGCAAGGUGAUGAAUCGGCGUCACGCGCAAACUGAUGGGAGGCAUUUAUCAACGAGACUCAGUCGUAGAUCAACCGAGUUUCAGCACUUUGGACAGGGCUUUUAGAGCGCAGCCAUUUGUCACCGCCACAUGAGCUAAAAUAUGACCCAUUAGAGGCAGGUAGUGAAUAGGUCAGCAAGAACGUGGCGCCCAAGCCAUCCUCUUCCCUGUGUGACCCUGGAGAGACACCGCCGCCGCAGGAACAGCUCAGCAACUAUUUGGCUCGUUUGUUAAACUCCUCGCAUUGAGCCGGGGUGGGGGGGUGACGUAUGGACCACAAAACCAGGACAAAGUAGUUUCAGUCCCAAACAGGACAGAGGACGCCUGACGCCUCACAGUGCUGAUGUUACUGCUCUGCUGUGCAAGAUAACCAGGCCCGGGUUCAUUAGAGAGUCUGCUGCUUCAGUGCGGUGAAGAGGAUUCUGGGUAUUUAGGAGAGCAGCUGCAUGAGAAAGGAAGGAUUAUAUAAAGGAGAUGACAGGUCGUUUUAGAGGCUUUUCAUUUCCCUUUGCUUCUUCACCUGUGCUGCUGGGUUCAGUUCUGCGUCACCCCCGCUGAGCGAACAAUAUGUCAAUGUGUAACCCUCACAGCAAAACGGAAUAAAAAUAGGAGUAUCUCAUCUCUUUUAAAAUCUGUCAAGAAAUAAAAAUAAAAGCCAAUACACAACCAAAAGAAAGAGAAGAAAAGGCUCCUCCAAGUGAGUAAUUGCUCACUGCUGAGGGCGCACAAACAAUAUGUUGUGGCAGAUCCAGGGGGAUCGUCUCCAACAGGAAUAGUUUUCCACGCAGCUUCUACACCAACUGGCAGGUUCAAUUAAAUCCACCCUCUAAAAUUGAAACCAGGACUCUGCCUCAUCAGGCCUCCACACAAACCAAUAAAGCUAACAGCACAUAACCUUACUAGCGCCCCCGCAGGAUUACAAAGCACAUCUGCUACAAGGUGGUGGAAGGAUGGUUCAUCAUCUGAGGAGCCUGAAUGAGCUCAAUGCAAUCUGGAAAUGAGAUUGUCUUGAAAUAAAUGUCUUGUGUGGAAAAUUGA
Molecule: messenger RNA, 4764 nt
Organism: Cottoperca gobio
Lineage: Eukaryota; Metazoa; Chordata; Actinopteri; Perciformes; Bovichtidae
Product: leucine-rich repeat neuronal protein 3-like
Exons: 2
Coding region: 611-2713 (700 amino acids)
Molecular function (GO): protein binding
Source: RefSeq, a predicted model, not a curated record